UUGGACUCCCAACUGGUUGUAAGUCGUUCAUUCAGACAAAAUAACCGUGAAAGCGAUGACGACGGGGACAAGGAUAACGAUACUGUCGACGUGGAGGGAACCUUGUCUAACAUCCACAGUGGAUCUGAAGUACAAACACUAAUGCAAAAGACUGCCAUUUCCAACGAGUUGACCUGCAUUGCUGACAGUCUGCUCGACUUAGUUUCCACCAAUGUCGGUGGGCGGCGUGUCCCUGAAGAGGUCAAAAAUGGGCAGCUUAUAGAGGCAAAUGUGGACACAGCAAUUAACUGUCGUACAUGCACCUGUUAUCAGAGACUGAGCCAAUUUCUCCAGUUCAAUGUCACUGUCCUAGCUGAACAAAUAACCUCCAUGGAGGAGGUGUGUUUUGAUGGAAUUCAGCUCUACGAACUCAUCAAUAUAAAAGAUCUUGAGAAGGGGAAUACGCCAACCCUCUCUCGAUGCAUUCAACACUUUAACGACCUAAAUUCCAUGGUCAAGUGUCUGACCCGUAUAGCAAAGGAACUGGGAGACCCACCUUCAAAAGUUCCAUCGGUCUGUGGUGAGUGUGACACCUGCAUCGAUGACACGCAACACGAGGUCACCAAUUUAGAGCCCCUCUGCCCUCUGUGUGGCCUUCAGAGGGAGGCGAUAAUGCAACAACGUCUUAUGGAGGACAAUUUACAAAGGGUGUCAAGAAAAUUUAUGGAAUCUCGUGGCGCCAAUCUAAGAAGCUAUCUGUGCCUCUCUCCCAUUUCACAUUCCCUUCCGUUGAGGGUAAAAAGAAGUAAUGUCCUCCUGGAAAAUACCCUCGUCCAUCUGUGUGACUUGGCGCAGGUAGAGUUUCCAAUUUCUCUCGCCAUUUUUGGCGGGUGCCGAGAUGAAGGGCAGCACCACAAUCCCGUUCUGAUAAAGGAACUCAAAAAGAUGAACAACUUUAGUUCCUUUUUGGCGGUGAUACUGGGUUUGCAAAAUGCACCAUCUCAAAGUGUCUCUAAACGCCUUAGACUGAGGUUAACUAAACUAGGAGCCUACAUGCUGCCGCCGAGUUUUAGUGCCUAUCGUCACGACCUUGAGGCGGCUAAGAUGCCUUGCCUGCCCUACUUGGGCCUGGUCUUCCAACAACUCAUCCACUUGGAUAAUGGGAAUGUGCUCUUUUUAUCAACUUCCUCGAGGGAGGAGGACACUUCUGCCUCUUCCUCCAAUCGAGGCCUCAUUACUGGUGAUGAGGCGGACGCCAAUAAGAUUGUCAAUUUUUGGCGGUGCUGGAAACAUUACCUCAUCUUAGGCUACUUCAUGAAACGCACCGAUCGAGACAUGCUAGAAGAAGAUGAGAAAAGGCAAUUCUUAUGA
Messenger RNA from Hydatigera taeniaeformis, 1350 nucleotides. The record is from the annotation of a GenBank genome assembly. NCBI's taxonomy places the organism in Eukaryota, Metazoa, Platyhelminthes, Cestoda, Cyclophyllidea, Taeniidae.